AGCAGCAGUGUUACCAUGGACACGGCGUAUGGGACACAAAGACGGUGGGGCGCAGGAGCUGAGCUAACGGGCUAAUGGGCUAACGGGCUAACAAUUUAACCGAUUUCUCAUGAAGCGUUAAACAAAUUGCCAAGGGUUGAUAGCUGUUAGCCGUGAGCUCAGUGGCAGCGGCUGAUUCGGAGCCUAGAGGCGGGCUAACUGCUGAGAAAAAUACGUUGUUGGCCGGCGUCCAUGCUAACGAUCCGUACUGGUGAGCUAGCAGGAGCGGGAUGGAUGUGAGCUAACGGCGGAGCGGCGGGAUGACAUGCAGGCAUAGACAGUGUUUCAUGUCCACAGAAGGAGGUCCUCUAUGGAUCUAUGCGGCAGGAACCCAAACCGCACAGCGCCAGUCAGAGAGGCUGGAGCUUGUCAAGCAGACGUGCCACUUUGCUCUCGAACUAAUGGAUGGAGCUGGCCGCCACACCCAUUCCAGCUGCUGGCCUGGUUACUCUAUGUCUACUUCGCCAUCACUGGCUUUGGCGUGUUCGUGCCCCUGCUGCCGGUUCAUUGGAUCCCAGCAGGAUACAUCUGUACAGGAGUUAUGUUUGUCUGCCACCUGUGUGCUCACGUGAUGGCGGUGUCCAUCGAUCCAGCCGACUACAAUGUGCGAACCAAGAGCAGCAAAGGACCCGUGCCUGUGUUCGACCGCUCUAAACAUGCUCACGUCAUCGAGAAUUGCCACUGCUACCUCUGCCAGGUGGAUGUGGGCCCAAAGUCGAAGCACUGCAGUUCCUGUAACAAGUGUGUCGCCAACUUCGACCAUCACUGCCGCUGGCUCAACAACUGUGUGGGAAGCAGGAACUACAAGCUCUUCCUCCACAGUGUGGUUUCAGCCUUGUUGGGGGUCUGUCUUGUCCUUGUUGUGGCUUUCUACAUCUUCAUCGAGUUCUUUGUCAACCCGUCCAAACUCCGCAAAGACAAACACUUUCUUGGGAGGAACGAGACGAGUGUGUGGUUUCUAUUCCUGCCAGUGGCUCCAGUCAGCACAGCGGCAGAAGUUAUUCCGAGCCUUGCCGCAGUCACAAUGGCUCUGGGUUUGCUGUCAGCCAUUCUGCUGACUCACCUGUUGUGUUUUCACCUGUACCUCAUGUGGAACCGGUUGAGCACCUACGAGUACAUUGUGAGGCAGCGCCACCGUCAGGACAGCAGUGAUGGCAAGAAAGGAGGAUCAGUAAAGGAGACGGUGGCUUCUCCAGACUUCAUCAAGGAUGGAAACUACUCAGGCACGCUCGGCUACACCAACCCUGAGCUGGAGGUGGAGGAACCGACUGCCGUGGCUGCUCAGGGAGUAGCAGGGGUUCUGGCAAAUGGCAGAUUGAUGGGUGUUUCCAGUCCUGUUAUGGAGGAGGCUGCUCCGGCCGCAGUUCCUGCGGUGCUAAAAACAACUGUGCACACCCAGCAACGUGCUCAGAAAAAGAGGAAGAAGAAGAUCCAUAAGGUACCUGCAGAGGAGACUGAGAAGCUUCCCCCUACUAAUGAUCUGCAAGAGCCCGCCACUGUGUCCACCAUGUCCUUGGGCCAGUGGCUUCCUUUCCCAGCAUUCCCGCUGAGGGCCUCUCUGCCCCCUCUGGCCCCCACCACGGGAUCCAUCCAGGCUGCAGCACCUCCUGAUGAAUACCACUCAGACUCGGCAGAGUCUCUGGAGGAGAUCCCUGUGGCAUUGGCCAAGUUGGGUUCUUCAUCCUCUGCUGCCAUGACUUCACAGAGGGUUAUUUCAUCAGUCCCCCUGCCAUCACCCCAGCCCAGUACUAAGAGGAGGGCACCCUCCCGUGGCAUUAAGAGCGUUGCUGAGCUGAGGUUUGAGAUGGCCUCCACCCAGCCGCCGACAGUGUUUGUCAGUCGUGCAAGUGGCGAGGCAGCAGAGCCGAAGGAUAAUGGCCUCAGCCUCGCCAGGAGGGGUCCCAGAUCCCGGGCGUUGCUGGUCUCAGAUGUAACAUCCAGGAUGGAACAAUAAUUGAAGCAGUCUGUACUACAACAGUCCUCACCGGUACUCUGUGUAGCCUUGCAGUUUUUCCAUCAGUGUGACUCUUUCUUGGUACUGACUGACAGCGUUUCAGUUUCUGAUGACAAAGGUAAAAUCCUGCACACAGUCUUCCUAAAUGAAGGCCUUUCUUUUAUAAAACUAAGAGGUGAACUUAAACCUGCAAAAAGACUCCGUGUGGGCUUGACGUGUUUUUCUCACUGUAGCGUUCUCGUGUCACUCUGUUGUGUCUGUGCUGUCUGGUUCGUCUUCUGCAAGUAGAAUAAGGAAACUCAUAUGCUUUUCUUCAAACCACCACCACGGUAGCCCAAAUCCCGAGGAGAAGAGUCGUAUAUCAGAAAGUCUGUAGUCCUGAACCGAUGACUCAACAAAGAGUCACUGAAAAUAACUGACAGUACUCAGCGACCUCAUGCUCGUGUCAUUCAUUCCUCAGUGUGUUGUUGGCGUAUGCUGGUGGAGCCCGUGUUGGCGGGUAUGGGCCCGGUUUCUUCAAAUAUUGAUGCUUACAGACUGUGGGAUGUGCAAUGCUGUAUACGUCAAAAAGUAAUCUUUGUAGUCCACUUGUGGCAGAAGAUAAAAUAUGGUUAAAAGUGAGUCUAAAAUCUGAUCAAUACUCCAUUUUACCACACUUUCAGAAAUUACACAGAAAGUUGAGGUUGACGACAAAAGAUUUGAGAGGAAACAGAGUGCUUUUUAAAAGAACCACCACUUUAAGAGGACUAAAAUCUGUUUUACCAACUUAUUGAUGUGAAUUUUUGCGUGCUGCCUUUAAAAUAUUACCAAUGUAUUGAGGAAUUCACUUUAAAAAUAUAAUUAGUGUUAAAUUAAAUUGGGAAAAAAUAAGAUGCAAUUGAUUAAGUGGAAUUGACAUUUCUGCCAUUUUUACUUUGUCACAGUGAUAGGUAUACAACCUCAAAUCAGAAAAAGGGGACGUAUGGCAAA
This is a messenger RNA of Thalassophryne amazonica, 2962 nucleotides long. RefSeq names its product zinc finger DHHC-type containing 1 (gene zdhhc1). Lineage: Eukaryota; Metazoa; Chordata; Actinopteri; Batrachoidiformes; Batrachoididae. Gene Ontology annotation, molecular function: protein-cysteine S-palmitoyltransferase activity. Gene Ontology annotation, cellular component: endoplasmic reticulum; Golgi apparatus. The transcript has 11 exons. The record is from RefSeq and is a predicted model, not a curated record. Gene Ontology annotation, biological process: protein targeting to membrane; peptidyl-L-cysteine S-palmitoylation. Bases 350 to 1993 code for a protein of 547 amino acids.